AUGGAUGCCUCCAUUGUGGCCAAACUUCCACAACAUCAUCAUCAUCAUCAUCAACAUCCAAUACAUCAUCAUCACAGCGAAUUCCCGUUACCCGAUGGCUGGGACAUUGCCAGGGAUUUUGAUGGCAAAACCUAUUACAUUGAUCAUAUCAACAAAAAGACCACAUGGCUCGAUCCACGAGAUCGCUACACAAAACCGCAUUCUUUCGAGGAUUGUGUGGGCGAUGAGCUGCCCGUGGGAUGGGAGGAGGCGUAUGACUCGAAUAUCGGUCGCUACUACAUCAAUCACAUUGCGCAGAGCACACAGCUCGAGGAUCCGCGCCAGGAGUGGAAGAGUGUCCAGGAGCAAAUGCUUAGCGAUUACCUGUCCGCUGCCCAGGAUCAGUUGGAGAACAAGCGCGAGAUGUACGAUGUGAAACAGCAGCGUCUCCAUCUCGCCCAAGAAGAAUACAAUCAUCAUCUGAACAAAUUGGCCGCCAGUCGCAGCAGCUUAUGCUCGUCGUCCAGUUCGAUGAGUCGACACGAUCCAGAUCUGUUGCGUGCCGAUCUGAUGACAGCGCGUGAGCGUGUGCGUCAAUUGAAGCAGGAGCUGAAUCACAUUACCAACGAUAUAACCUACACGCAGCGGGGCAUGAACACCCUGUAUUCGGUGGGUGAGAAGAUCAAUGCGCGCCAAAAUGGCUGCUAUGAUAUUGCCGAGGUGCAGGCGAUACGCGAGGAGAUGCUUAAGGUGCACAAAUCGCUCGUCUCCGGCGAGAAGGUGCGCGAAGAGCUGAUGCGCAGCCUCGUCCAAAUCAAGAACGAACUGAGUCGCCAGCAGAUCAGCGAAGAGAAUGCCGAUCUAUUAAAUGCUUCCUCGCCCUUCGACCGGGUUUGCGUUGCCAGCCAGACAGAUCUGUGCGGCGGUGCCGGGGAGCAUUUGAAUAGUGGGGCACGUUUCGCCGAAAUGGCCAAGACGAAGCUACAGUAUGCGGAGUGGCGCAAGCACAUCAAGAAGCUGCAACAACAGCUCGCCGAUCAUGUGGAACGCAUUGAGCCCGGCCAGCUGGAAUCGGACAAGGAUCGAAUUCUGCUCAUCCAAGAGAAGGAGAAGCUGCUCAACGAUCUGAACAGCAUAUCCCUAAAGUCCCGCACAGCCGAAGAGAAGAAGGUCAUACAACAGACGCGCCAGAAACUCGAGGAGGACCUCAAUGAGGCGUAUGAGGCAACGAACACUUGCAUUGCGAAUCGAUUGCGUUUCCACGAGGAGAAACAACUGCUGCUGGACAAACUGCAGGAGGCGCUGAAGUCAACCAAUUUGCUCGAGGAGCGCCUGAAGUCAUUCUCGUCGGAGAGCACGUUCUCAAUAAGCAGCGGCAGCAGUCUCGGCUCCCUGUCCACCGCGAGCAGCAAGAGUGCGCUCAGUUUUACGGACAUUUACAUUGAUCCCUUUGCCGUCGAUGCGCACAUCGAUGUCGUCGAUUUGAAGCGACACUCGCAUCGACUAUUCCAGCAGCAGCCGCAGCGUCUGCCACCUCCACAUCCAGCCCUGCAACAGCAACAACAGCAGCAGCCACCUGUAUCGGAGGUAUCGUUGUCGCCGCGCAGCAGUCUGUCGAUGGAAACGCCGCCCGCCUCUCCCCUGAAAUACAAUGCCAAUGCCGAUCAACAGCAGGCACAGCAGCCAGCAACAGGUGCCCCAGCGGCGUUAAAGGAGGAACCCACCUAUGCCAAUGCGCCGCUAGCGACGAUCCCAGCGCCGCCCGCCUACACAGCACCACCAGCUGCACCGCUGGGCGUGCGUCCGCAUCCGUAUGAUCUGGACUCUACAGUCUUGGAUUGUAUGAUGCUUGAGGCGAAGCUGCAGAAACUGAACCUUGGCUCACCGCUCAAUCUAAAUGGGCCGUUGUCACCCAUUUCGGAGAAGCCAUCUCUGCUCGACCUGCCGCAAGAGAUGCUGUCGCGCUCCUCCUCCACCUCGAAUACACGCUCCGUGUCCGCAGCCGUCAGCAAUGAGUCUGUGGCCGGUGACUCUGGCGUCUUUGAGGCAUCGCGUGCCCAUUUGCCACGCAAGGAAUUGGCCCAGGUGCAGAUCGGCCUGAAGUAUCUGAAGCAGGAGGGCGUGCUCGUCGUCUCCCUGGAGCGUGCCAAUAAUCUAUCCGCACUCUGGACAGCCUCCACGGAUAACUCGCAAGUCUAUUUGCGUGCCGCCUUGCUGCCCAAUUCGUUGACCUCCAUACGCACCAAGGCGCUGGGUGAUUUCCAGAAGCCCGUCUUCAAUGACACUUUUGCGGUGCCCAUUUCGCUGGAUAAGCUGCUCACCAAGAGCCUGCAGGUGACCGUCGUCAGCAUGACCGGACAAAAGGAGGAGAUUAUUGGCACUGUGCAAAUCAGCAUGGCCGAAUUCAAUCCAGAGGACUCCACGCUCAAGUGGUACAAUGUGGUCAGCUCCAAGUUUAUGCCCAGCUUCGAGUCACUCGAUUUGCCCUCCACAAGUGCGGCAGCUGCAGCAGCCGCUGUCGCCGCCAGCAGCAGCAACAACAACAACAACCGAGAAGAAUCCUCGGAUGAGUCAACGAUUACAUCGUCGCAAACAUCGACGCUGACGCGCAAUCAGGCGCCUCCAUUGGAGCUGCAGGAGCAAAUAGCCGAGGAGCUGCCCGAGCAUGUUGGCGGCGUUAGUGAGCCGCAUUGCAGCGACGACGACGAUGAUGACGAUGACGAUGACGAGGAGGAGGAGGAGGAGGAAGACGAGCAGCAACUGGUCGGCACAAUUGGUCUAACGCACACUGGUUGCAUGCUGGACCUGGCCUAUUUGGAGAAUAUGAAGCAGGAGUAUGCCGAUAAGGAAACCAACACCGAUUGCGCCUUUCCGCCGGAGAAGCUGCGCAGCCAGUCCCAGCUGUUGGACGACAGGCCCGUAAAGCGAUCGCAGACUUUUACACCAUCGGCGGCGGUUAGCAAGAACCGUUACAAUUGCCGUCUUAAUCGCAGCGAUUCGGAUUCGGCGAUGCACUUUGGCGUGGCACCUCACAGUUUCCAUCGCGGUGCCGUGGAGCGUCGCUCGCUGCGCCUCCAUCCCAAGGCGACCAAGUCAUCAAAGCUGCAUCAUACUCACAUACCACGCACUAGCUUGGACCUGGAGCUGGAUCUGCAGGCGCAGCACAGCAAGCUCUUCUUUCUCAACGAUCAAAUCUCCAAGCUGCAGAACCUUAAGGAAGUACUUCAGAAGGCCUGCGAUAACAAGGAUCCGCUAAUUGCGGCCUGGGCCAUUGAGAACGAGGAAUUCCAGCGUCUGGUGGCACGUGCCGAUCCCACCAAGUGUCCCGAGGAGCGGCUGCUGCACAAGCUGCUCAUGAAGACCACCAAAGAAAUACACAAGCUGCGCAAAACCAAGGUCCCCAAAGGCUGCCCAGAUCUGGUUUCAUUCAAAGAGAAGAUCACGUUCUUUACGCGCAAAGGAAUGCCUGUGCCCGAGCUGCCCAGCGACUUUAUGCUGCCCGAUGCUAAUGCCAUCGAAGAGGAGGAAGAGGAGGAGGAGGCGGAGGAAGAUGAAGUGGAGGAGAAAAUUGUCAUUAAUUCGGCUCUGGUCGCAAGCAGCAAUAGGAAUAAGAAUCUCAGUGAGCAUCAUCAUCGAGCACAAGCUAAUAAGCUGCCUGCCACGCCCGUCGUCCCUGUUGCACAGUGUAAUGAGACCAGUGAGGAGAAGUCGGAGCAGCCACGCUACGACUACGUAGUCGAUCGCAACUAUGGCGUCGAGGUGUAGUCAACACCAACACCACCACUCCCCCUCUACCCACCACCUAUGUUGUACAUUUUUGUAAUUAUAUUUUCGGUAUUUAUUUGCAUUAAGCAGAAAGUAUUUAUGUGUAUAAAAGAUGAGGAAGAUGAAGAGAAACUAGAUGAAACUGAUGUAACAAAUAUUUGUGCCUUAUAGAAAGAGUUGGAGCAGCCAACAAAAACAGCAACAACAGCAAAAACAACAAAUACAACAACAGCAGCAACAUGAAACAUGCAACAUGCAAGAAAUGAUAUAAUUAUUUGUAAUUGCAUAGAACUAAUUAGGCGUAUACAGUAAUAGCAUAGACCCUUAGUCAGUUUGUACUAAUUGACCCACACAAGCCCCCCUUUACACACUCAGCCCCAACACAGCUCCACAAACAACCCUGUAUGAAAAGAGCAAAGAAUUCCCUGAAAUUACCCAAAAAAAAAACACCCCCACCCCCCAAAAAAUAAACGCGCACAUUGCGCGUUUCGAAACUGUCAAAUUCAUAUUGAAAACCAACUGUAUUCUUAAGACUUGAGCAAAUUAUACGAAUGUAGAGGAAUAUUUUUUAUAUAUAUACAUAAAUACGUAUAGCAACUAGUGAUACAUUUUACAUUAGUUUAGUGAAAACACACCAACACCAACAAAACAUACAAAAAAAAAACCGAAAUGGAAAAUAUUUAUUAUAUACAUACAUUAAAUAUAUAUGAAUAGAGAUGAUUGCAGAUGACUCCAAUCAAUCUGUUCAGUUUAGUUUAAUUAGCUUGCGUUUUUGUUAAGCUCAAAACGAAUUCUACUUUUUUUUAUAAAAAAACCUAUUAAAAAAAAAAAACAAAAAAAGUCCAUGUACCAUAUUAGUUAAACGCCAUGUGCCGCAUAUCGUCCAUAUGGUCUAUCUAAGAACGCUCCAUAACAGAAAACAAAAGAGAAAGAAAACUAUGAAGAUGAAAAAAAAAGAAAAAAGAAACUGAAUAACAAUACUUUGUUAUGUUUUAUUGAGCGAGCCUGUUGAAAUUGUUAAGCUAUUGCCCUGGAGCUAUGAAUUUGAAGAAAUCAAAACGAAACAAAUGGAAAAAAAACUAAACCAUUAAGUUAUAAUUUAAGCUUAGUUUUAGUUUCUGCUUUCUCAGCUCUUUGUAAGCAAUCGCUGUUGUUUUGUUAACACUAAUCGCGCCCCGACCCUCCCCGCCCCAACAACUCAGUAAUAGUAAUAACGGAAAGCGAGCCCCACAUAUAUAUAUAUUUACGGUCGUAAUUUAGCUGUAAUAAAUUAUAUGAAUGAGAACAUGUAUAUUGUAAUUGUGCAAUAAACAAAAAAAAAAUUCUACUGACAUAACUGAA
Messenger RNA from Drosophila grimshawi, 5085 nucleotides. RefSeq names its product protein kibra (gene kibra). Gene Ontology annotation, biological process: negative regulation of organ growth; regulation of DNA-templated transcription; cell migration. Gene Ontology annotation, molecular function: kinase binding; molecular adaptor activity. Gene Ontology annotation, cellular component: cytoplasm. The transcript is spliced from 10 exons. NCBI's taxonomy places the organism in Eukaryota, Metazoa, Arthropoda, Insecta, Diptera, Drosophilidae. The coding region runs from base 1 to 3744 and encodes 1247 amino acids. The record is from RefSeq and is a predicted model, not a curated record.